AUGGUUGAUAUUAAUCCUAUGUCAACAACAACACCAACAAUAACAUCAACAACAAUAAAAGUAGAAGAUAAUAAGGAGAAUGAAAGGAAAGAAUAUCUAUUAGGCCUUUUAAAGAAUGGUGUUCAAAUUACAAAUAGAGAAAGAGAGGAAUUAAUGUUUAAAUUCAAGAUAAAUGAUCUCUCACUUUUUAGAACAAGUCAACCAUCAUCACAAACACAAUCUCAUGAAAUUUUAAACGGAAACACAUUGAAUUCAUUUUCAAAAUUAGAGAUUAAAACCAAUGGUAGUGAAAAUGAUUCUGAUAAUGAUUCUGAUAAUGAAAAUGAAAAUAUUGGAAAUGAAAUUAAAAGUGAAAAUUUAAAAAAGUAUCAAUAUAGAGAAAUUGAUGAAGAUGCUCAAUCUGAUAAAUCAAUUCUACAAAAAAUUAAUCAAGAUUUUCAAGAAUUAUCAAAAAUUAAUAAUAAUAAUAAUAUUAAUAAUGAUAAUGAUAACAAUGAUGAUGGUGAUGAUUUUAUUGAAAACUCAAUCACUAAUAAUAAUAAUAAUAAUAAACAUGAUUAUGUUUGUGAAAAUUGUAAAUGGUGCGAUGGUUAUGAAAUUGAUAGCAAAAGUAAAGAACAACUUUGUAUAAAUUGUAAAUGUAGUUUAAUCCAUCACAUAACAACUAAUUUUAAUGGUUACGAUGAUGACGAAGAUGAUGAUAACGAUGAAGAAGAUUAUUUCGAUAAUAGUAGUGAUGAAGCUGAUUACUAUGGAGAUCAUCAUUAA
Messenger RNA from Dictyostelium discoideum AX4, 768 nucleotides. RefSeq lists its product as hypothetical. Bases 1 to 768 code for a protein of 255 amino acids. The transcript has a single exon. The record is from RefSeq and is a predicted model, not a curated record. NCBI's taxonomy places the organism in Eukaryota, Evosea, Eumycetozoa, Dictyosteliales, Dictyosteliaceae.